Ostertagia ostertagi is the source of this 396-nucleotide messenger RNA. The record is from the annotation of a GenBank genome assembly. Lineage: Eukaryota; Metazoa; Nematoda; Chromadorea; Rhabditida; Trichostrongylidae.
AUGAGAUGCGAACAACGGCCUCAAGGCAACGAUGAGUAUAGCUCAGAAACAGGAAAUCGUACGGGUGACGCAACAGCUGCUCGACGCUAUCUUCAUGCAAGGAUUUCGAUGUAUACACGUAAUAACAACCCACGAAAAGGUCAAUUACACACCACUAUGCUGAAUCCGAAUGUGCAUGUGAUGGGUGAGGAAGGUGCUUGUAUAGCGUAUGUUCGACUGACACAAUUCAUGGACAGGAAUGGUGAAGCUCGUACGAGGCAAACCCAGGAGUCCAGAGUCUGGCAAAAGAAAGCCGGUCGAUGGGUUUCCUGCGUUCUUUACUUGUAUUUCAUCGUCUUCAUAGAAGUGAUACGAUGUGCUGUACUGUUGCUUCAACAUGCAUUCAGCACCAAUUAG